AUGAAUGGCAAUACUAGAUAUGAUGGUUUAUUUCAUCGGGACAAUAAAGCUGGUUUAAAUAAAGUCAAUAAUGAUGAUUUUGAGUUCUCCGGAAAUUAUGAUCAAUCUGACAUCAAUUAUUUGAGCGAAAAGAUAACAAUAUCUAUUGGUGAUGAAAUUCGUGAUUCGUCUUUAUUUUUGUCUUCAAUGAAUGAUACAUUUUCUAAUACAAACGUUACAUUACGUGGAAUAAUGAAAAAUAUGAAAUGCGUAGCAAAACAACAAAAUAUUGGAUGGUUUCAUUUUUUUUUAUUUAUUUUUUUUAUCUGCAUUUUGUUUUGGGGAUUAUUGUAUUUUCGCUUUUGA
Pneumocystis jirovecii RU7 is the source of this 345-nucleotide messenger RNA. RefSeq lists its product as uncharacterized. Bases 1 to 345 code for a protein of 114 amino acids. NCBI's taxonomy places the organism in Eukaryota, Fungi, Ascomycota, Pneumocystomycetes, Pneumocystales, Pneumocystaceae. The transcript is spliced from 5 exons. The record is from RefSeq and is a predicted model, not a curated record.